Emiliania huxleyi CCMP1516 is the source of this 846-nucleotide messenger RNA. RefSeq lists its product as hypothetical. The transcript has 3 exons. The record is from RefSeq and is a predicted model, not a curated record. The coding region runs from base 58 to 846 and encodes 262 amino acids. Lineage: Eukaryota; Haptophyta; Isochrysidales; Noelaerhabdaceae.
UGCAGUGCGCGACAGUCCGCGCCCUUGUCGUGCUUUUGUGGGACAGGUCGCAGCACAAUGCUCCCGCGGGAGCACGUGUUGCUGCGCUGGGAGACGCUGCGCCGCCACAACAUCCCGCUCGGAGAGCCGCUCUACGCCCGGCCGCUCGACGGCUCCGGGCAGCCACGGCGGGUCCUCGCUUGGGCGGGCCGCAAGCUGCAACCAGCGUCCCAGUCAACCACCGCGGGUGUGCACCGCUCCCACGGCGAGUCUGGCGUCGAGCUAUGGGUCGGCCAGGCGACGACGCGAAGCGAGCCGCGUGCCUACCUGCACCAGCCUCGCGAUGAUGCCGCCGCCGCCAAGCCACGGGAUGUGACGAGCGACGGGUUGGGCGAGGGCUCGGCCGUCGACGAUGAGCUGAUCGCGCUCGCCGAGCUCCCGCUGCACGCGCCGCACGUCUUUCGCGAGUGGGGCGUGCCCGCUCCCAGAGGCAUCCUCGUGCACGGCCCCGCCGGCGCAGGGAUCGGGGCGAGGCUGAGCCGUGCACUGGACGCGCACUACGUGCACGUGUCGGCAGGAGACCUCGCCUCGCGGCAGGGGGCUGGAGCGGAGGAGAGGCUCGCUCAGGCGUUUGCGGAGGCAAGCCCCGCCGCCGCUCCUCUUCCUUGCGGUGGAGAGAGCGGCUUCACGGCUCGUGCGGGUGGGUGCAGGCGGCUGCUCACGCCGUGGCGCUCGGACUCGCGCGCAGGCCGGUUCGACUGCGAGGUGGAGGCGGCGGUGCCGGACGAGGCGGAAAGGCGGCGGCUGCUCGACGCGCUCCUCGCCGCGGUGCCGCACUCCCUCACCGACUCGCAGCUCUCCAGGUAG